AUGUGGUUUAAGCUUCUCUGUGUGGAGUUUAAUACAAUGCCACCAAAACUCUCCCUCGGCCUCAACCUCGCCAAACCAUCCAAACCAUCGCCAUUCGGAAACCAGAACAAAACACUCGCAGCCGGCCAGAAGCGCAAGAAGACGAUAUUCGACGACUCAGACUCGGAAAGUGAACGAGUGGAGUCUCAGAAUAAUGAUAAUCAAGACGGCGCAAUUGAGAUAACAACAUUGGGCGGCGUUGACGAAGAAGAAGAAAAUAAUAAUAAUAACAACGACAAAGAAUUCAAGCCACAAAAACUAGUACGAACGAGUACUCAACCUGCAGGCGCGAAACCAUUAUCAGAUAAGAAGAACGGACCCAAGACAUUAAGGAAAAGUAUAUUCAACGACGAGAACGACGAAGGACAGGCACAACAACCACAAGAUAAGAAAACCUACGGCCUCCAAAAACCCACCGAACCCGAAUGCAAAAACCUAGCAGCCCUACACACAAGCCGAAAACACGCCAAACAGGCCGAAGAAAUCGAUCCAUCUAUAUAUUCCUACGACGCCGUAUACGACACUAUUAAAGCGAAACGCGAGAAGAAGAAGCCCUCCGAUAACGGAGAGGAUGAGGAACCCGGUUCGAGUAAAUACAUGGAAGCAUUAAUGCGAACGGCCGAAAUACGGAAACGAGAUCAAAUGCGUGCGCGAGAUAGAUUGUUGGCGAAAGAGCGUGAAGUGGAAGGGGAUGAGUUUGCUGAUAAAGAGAAAUUUGUCACGGCUGCGUAUCGUGCGCAACAGGAGGAAGUUAAACGGAUGGAAGAAGAGGAAGCGAAACGUGAGAAGGAAGAGGAAGAGCGAAGGAGGAGGAAUGGUGAUUCGGGUAUGAUGGGAUUUUAUCGUCAGAUGCUUGCGCGGGAUGAGGAGUCGCAUGGCGAAGUUAUGAAAGCUACGGAAGAAGUGGCGCGGAAGGUUGCUGCUGGGGAAGUGGUAGACGACACCACAGCUGAAACGGAGAGUGAGCAAAAGGAAAAAUCCGAGGCUCAAAUAGCAGCCGAAUUGAAUGCGCGAGGAGCCAACAUCGUCGUCAACGAUGAAGGUCAGAUAGUCGAUAAACGCCAAUUACUCAGCGCCGGAUUGAAUGUUGCGCCUAAGCCCAAGACGAAACCAUCCGGUCCAUCAGCUGGCGCGGCAACAUCGGCGGUUCGGCCUGGUGUUUCCGCCGCUGGACGGAAAGAUGCCUUCGCAGCUCGAUAUGCUCAACGAGCCCGUCAGACAGAGAUGAUAGCCACUCAACUUGAGGAGAAGGCUAGACAAGAGGAAGAAGCUGAAAAAGCGCGAUUGAAGGAAUUGGCGGAGAAGAAUAGGAGUCGUAAGACGGAUUCGGAUGUUUCGAGUGCUCGGGAGAGAUAUUUGGCAAGGAAGAGGGAGAGGGAGGCUCAGGCUCAGAAGGGUGGAUGA
Messenger RNA from Talaromyces stipitatus ATCC 10500, 1443 nucleotides. RefSeq lists its product as uncharacterized. The coding region runs from base 1 to 1443 and encodes 480 amino acids. NCBI's taxonomy places the organism in Eukaryota, Fungi, Ascomycota, Eurotiomycetes, Eurotiales, Trichocomaceae. The transcript has 2 exons. The record is from RefSeq and is a predicted model, not a curated record. Gene Ontology annotation, biological process: regulation of alternative mRNA splicing, via spliceosome.